AUGCAUGACGACCUCAUCCCAGCUUCACUCCAACACAAUGCAAAACAUGCUGAUGACCUCUGGGACAACCUCGCGAAUGAAUCCUCAGACUCGGACCAAGACUCCAACGCAGAGGAGCAGGACCAAGUCAACGCACAUCAGUCGGGAAAAGACAUGGUAAACAGUACACUCGCGCUUAUCGAGGCGCAGUACCCCCCCUGGGAAGCUCAACUGCCAUUGCAGCACAAGCCUUUGGAGCGGACCUUGAAGGAACAUGGCACAUUGCAGCAAAACUAG
Pseudogymnoascus destructans is the source of this 276-nucleotide messenger RNA. RefSeq lists its product as uncharacterized. NCBI's taxonomy places the organism in Eukaryota, Fungi, Ascomycota, Leotiomycetes, Thelebolales, Thelebolaceae. Bases 1 to 276 code for a protein of 91 amino acids. The record is from RefSeq and is a predicted model, not a curated record. The transcript is spliced from 2 exons.